Gasterosteus aculeatus aculeatus (three-spined stickleback) is the source of this 2525-nucleotide messenger RNA. The record is from RefSeq and is a predicted model, not a curated record. Lineage: Eukaryota; Metazoa; Chordata; Actinopteri; Perciformes; Gasterosteidae.
UGCCAACCAAUCAACAGCCGCGGCUCAAUUUCGAAUGCCAACUCACGGAGAACGGACAGUCGGAUGUGGUGUGUUAAAAUGUAUUAUGUUGCUAACUAACUUUAACUUUAGUUACCAUCCAAUUUUAAACAAAUACAAAUAGCCCCGUGGUUUACGCGUGAGGACAUGAGCACAGAUCCUGAGCCAUGGCGAAAGAACGAGCCCGGAAGAAGUCCUUCCAGCAGAGUCUGGAGGACAUCAAGGAAAGGAUGAAGGAGAAGAGGAACAAACGGCUGGCCCGUGCUUCAGCCCCCAGAAGAGCACUGUCCAAAAUGAUAAACAACAACAACAGCAGCAGCAGCAGUGUGGUCAACUCCAUUCACACCAUCCUGAAGGGUGUCCAGCAGAACAACAAGGAGCUGGCCAUUGGCCUUCAGGCUGAGAAGGAGAAAGGGAGACAGGCUAAUGCGGUGAUCCUGCAGCUGAAGAGGGAGCAACAGGCGCUCUUCCUUCACCUCCUUCUGCUCAAGAAGAGGCUCAAGGAGCAGGAGGCUCUUGCACUUCGGGCUACAGAGACUCAAGCUCCAAACGUCUUUGUGGAGCCCACACACCAUUUGGAAUCGGCAAGGAGAAAGCCGUCCAGCCAGAACCCCGAUAACCCGCUAUUGUGCCAAUCCUCACCAAUUUGUGCAGACCUUCCGCCUUGUGAAAAGAACACACAAUUGGACCGGCUGGCUCUGCUGCCGUCCACGGUGGGUGUGAGACGUCGCCAUGGAGACAGAGGCAGUAGCAGCAGGAGGUCUGAGCGUGUGCGGGCAAAGACGACGACGUCGUUGAGCGAGGGUGACCCCAUCACGGGCUUUGGUACUUUGAUAGCGAGCCCCAUCCGCAGUGACCAGGAAAAUACAAAUCCGCCUCAGCAAGAAGCGGAAACGGAUUUAGCGGACCCCGUCAGUCAAUUUCAGCAUUAUACUCCUGAACCCGAACCACCCAAAAACAGGGGCAACCAGCAGCGGCCCAGCAGGAAAAGAUCCCAGCAGCAGCCCCGAACCAAGCCGGUUCCUCCGCCACAGAAAGCAGAGAGAGGCCGCAAAGCAGACCGCGCCCCGAUGAAGAAACCCUGGGAGAAUCCCAAACCCAGAGCUCGCUCCAAGAGUCGGGACCGGUCGGCCACGCGAGCCCAAACGUCAAAUCCGCCGCAGGGGAAUAAGCUCAACAGCUCGCUGGGUUUCAAUGACACGUUUGACUUCGAUUGCGAGGAGGCGGUUCACCUCACACCGUUCAGAGCCAAGGCAGAGGACGAUCAGCCGGCCACGGCCGGCAGCGAGGAGGCUCCUCACGCCGAGGCCCCAACUGUGCUUUCCCGUCAGAUAGAAUCCAGCUCCUCGUCUGCAGCUUCUGAGUCGGAGGACAGCCUUUAUGUCCCUCAGAAGAGCAGAGGGGCUCAGAAGCCCCCCGACGAGACCAAAGUGAUCACAACUCGUCGAGGCCGGCGCUCUAAAGUCGCCCCGCAGAAAGAAAUCGUCCCUCCAAAACAAAAGAUUCCUGUCUUUAGAGAUGAGAAGUUAAGUCCUAAGGCUGCAGAUCCUGCGAAGAAGGAAGCGCGUCUCUUCCCUGACUCCAGCUUCUCUAACAGUCCCCACUCAGCGUUUUUGAGACAGGGAAAUCCACAAGAGCCUCCAAGGGGGGUUAAUGAGAAGGAUUGUUUGCUGCCUGUCAGCCCUCUGGUUGAAGUGGAGAUGAUGAGAAUAGACAACGUCCUGUCUAACUUUGGUGAUUCCUCCGGUGAAGCUCCCCCUCUUCUACCUCACCAAACACCCCAGAGGAUCAAGACGUGCAAGAAACGUGGGCUCGGUCUAAGGACAGCUGGGCGGGGCUUGAGUCUGUGUGAUGUGACCAAUCUGUCCCCCGCAGCCUACCGCAAGUUCUCCCACGGUGACGCCCGAAGCUCCACCCCCGCUCCUUCUCGCAAGCGGAGCUGCACCAUGGUGGUGGACUACAAGGAGCCCACGCUGAAUGCGAAACUUCGGCGCGGGGACAAGUUCACGGACCUGCAGUUCCUCCGCUCUCCAAUUUUCAAGCAGAAGCCCGGCAGGAGGUCCGUGCAGAAAGCAAGGAAUGCAAUCGGCAGUCAGCAGCCGUUUGAUAAAUACAAUGAGUCAUUUGUUGGAUGUCGCUGAAGGCAGAUACCUUCUUGAGUUUAGAAUAGCUCUGUCAGUUUUAAUGGGAUUUCUUUUCUUUGACUGGUGAUCUUUUUUUCACUCGGGUUUAAUAUUUUAAUACGGUGAAACACUGUGAUCAGCCAAUCCUUGUUGGCUGCAGAAAUGAAGUAUUUCUUCUGUCUGGCUUUUCUCCUCAUCCUCUCGAGGUGAAUGUAUUAAUUUCUAUUUUAUGAAGGUGGACAAUUCUAUUUGACAGCAUCUUCAGUUCUAUUUGAUUUUAUUCUGCAUAACUUCAUAGUAUUGCUAUCUAAUACAGUUGUAUUUUUUCUUACUCAUAAUAUUAUACUGUAUUAUGUGAGAAUAAAUGCUGUUUCUUAAUUUCUA